UCAUUGUCAUUGUCGAGUGUUUGUCGGUGUCUGGUGUUGUGUAUGUUCGUGAUUCGAAAACUGUAAUAAGUUCGUUUCCUUUUCUAACAGCAAUUAUUCUGCAAUUAAUUAUUGUAGUACUCUUUUCAUUGAGUAAUCUUUCCUUGAUAUUUGAAACAGUAUCAAAAAUGGAAGACAAAAACGUUGAGUUUAUACCAAAAAAUUUUCCAGAACUAAAAAAUGAUCGUCUGCUUCGUGCCGCUCUCGGAAAAGAAGUUGAUAAGGUUCCGGUAUGGGUAAUGCGGCAGGCCGGCAGAUAUCUUCCAGAAUUUCAAGAAGUGAGGGCAAAGCAUGAUUUCUUUACGGUGUGUAGAACACCCGAAUUGGCUUGCGAGGUAACCUUGCAGCCAUUGAGAAGAUAUCCACACUUGGAUGCUUCAAUUAUAUUCAGUGACAUUCUUGUUAUUCCACAAGCACUAGGAAUGAUAGUAGAAAUGCACCCGGGUGUUGGCCCUGUAUUUCCUAGUCCACUUCAAGAUCCCUCAGAAAUUGAUAACUUAAAAGAAGAAGGUGCCGUCGAUCGACUACUAUAUGUUGGUAAAGCCAUUACAUUAACUAGGCACAGGAUUGACGGCAAAGUACCUCUGAUUGGUUUCACUGGAGCUCCAUUCACACUAAUGGGGUACAUGAUUGAAGGUGGUGGAAGCAAGACAAUGUCUAAGACUAAGGAAUGGUUAGAAAAAUACCCAAAGGAUGUUCACAAACUGCUCAGUCUACUUACUAGAGUUAUUAUUGACUAUUUAAUUAUGCAGGUGGAGAGUGGAGCUCAAUUACUGCAAGUAUUUGAAUCAAGUGCUGAUCAUCUAAAUAGAGAGCAGUUCACUGAGUUUUCUGCACCUUAUUUAAAAGAUAUUAGAAGUGGUGUCAAAAAUAAGAUCUCGGAGAAAAAUCUGGAGCAAGUUCCUAUGACUGUAUUUGCUAAAGGUGGUGGACCAUACCUUGAUGUUCAGACUGGAUUAGGAUAUGAGACUGUUGGUUUAGACUGGACAGUAGACCCAGAAGAAGCAAGAAAGAUUGUUGGUGAUAAUAUCACUCUACAAGGCAAUCUUGAUCCACAGGAUUUGUAUAAGACUCCAGAGGAAAUCACUAAAAUGACAAUAGAGAUGGUCCAAAAGUUUGGUAAAAAACGAUACAUUGCCAAUUUGGGACAUGGGAUCACACCACAAACACCUUUGGAAAGUAUGAAAGCAUUCACAGAAGCAGUUCAUGAAGCUUUGUAAAUAUUUUGUUAAGAUUUUAUGCUUUAUAUAUUCCAUCUUUGUUGUCUGUUGUUUUUUAAAUAUAUAAUUUUUAUGUCUGUUGUGGAAUAAACUGGGAUAGGGAUGUAGGUAUUGUAAUGGAACUAUAA
Molecule: messenger RNA, 1387 nt
Organism: Spodoptera litura
Lineage: Eukaryota; Metazoa; Arthropoda; Insecta; Lepidoptera; Noctuidae
Gene: Urod
Product: uroporphyrinogen decarboxylase
Biological process (GO): heme biosynthetic process
Cellular component (GO): cytosol
Molecular function (GO): uroporphyrinogen decarboxylase activity
Source: RefSeq, a predicted model, not a curated record